CUCAUUCACGUCGGUCAUUUUGUCGUUUCACGGUUCACGCUCUAGACACGUGCUCUGUCCCCACCAUGACUUUCGCUGCCGACUCGCUUCGCUUUGCAAACUCAAACAUGUGUGUAUAUGUAAGUUUCAUCCUAAUAAGCAUCUCUUACCACAUUAAUUUAAAACAAAGAAAACAUCAAAAUGGCUGAAAAAGUAAAGUCUGGUCAAGUUUUUAACCUAUUAUGCAUAUUCUCGAUCUUUUUCUUCCUCUUUGUGUUAUCAGUGAAUGUUUCGGCUGAUGUCGAUUCUGAGAGAGCGGUGCCAUCUGAAGAUAAAACGACGACUGUUUGGCUAACUAAAAUCAAACGGUCCGGUAAAAAUUAUUGGGCUAAAGUUAGAGAGACUUUGGAUCGUGGACAGUCCCACUUCUUUCCUCCGAACACAUAUUUUACCGGAAAGAAUGAUGCGCCGAUGGGAGCCGGUGAAAAUAUGAAAGAGGCGGCGACGAGGAGCUUUGAGCAUAGCAAAGCGACGGUGGAGGAAGCUGCUAGAUCAGCGGCAGAAGUGGUGAGUGAUACGGCGGAAGCUGUGAAAGAAAAGGUGAAGAGGAGCGUUUCCGGUGGAGUGACGCAGCCGUCGGAGGGAUCUGAGGAGCUAUAAAUACGCAGUUGUUCUAAGCUUAUGGGUUUUAAUUAUUUAAAUAAUUAGUGUGUGUUUGAGAUCAAAAUGACACAGUUUUGGGGGAGUAUAUCUCCACAUCAUAUGUUGUUUGCAUCACAUGGUUUCUCUGUAUACAACGACCAGAUCCACAUCACUCAUUCUCGUCCUUCUUUUUGUCAUGAAUACAGAAUAAUAUUUUAGAUUCUACAUUUCUCAGCAGUCAGUUUAAUGAGAAAUAAAAAUAGGGAUUUGAUA
This is a messenger RNA of Arabidopsis thaliana (thale cress), 894 nucleotides long. RefSeq lists its product as uncharacterized. The record is from RefSeq and is marked reviewed. The coding region runs from base 181 to 639 and encodes 152 amino acids. Lineage: Eukaryota; Viridiplantae; Streptophyta; Magnoliopsida; Brassicales; Brassicaceae. The transcript has 2 exons.